Symbiodinium natans is the source of this 4239-nucleotide messenger RNA. The record is from the annotation of a GenBank genome assembly. Lineage: Eukaryota; Dinophyceae; Suessiales; Symbiodiniaceae.
AUGCAAAAACUUGUUGGACUCUGGACUGCCGUGAGGGCAAGGAGAACGGCGGUGAGAAGUGGAUCCAGGCCUGGGCCCUGGAUCCAUUUUUUCAGCCAAACUGUGGACAAAGUGAGCGUCGAAUGGUGGGCAGUGAACUCUGCCAGACGGCCGCAACGGCAUGUAACGGGCAACGUAUCGCUUGAGGUGAAGCCCACAGUGCUGGUGACUGGAUGUUCCGGCUACGUGGCAACGAGUGUCCUUCGAAAGUUGGUCUCUGAUGGAUACAAGGUCCGUGGUACCAUGCGAUCCGUGGACCCUAGUGACACCAGGGUGGCCAUGAUGAAACGAAUCUUCCCUCAAGUGGAGUUGGUGGAGGCUGAUCUGCUGGGUGGAGAGGACAGCUUCGCCAAGGCCAUGGAAGGCUGCAAGUACGUGAUUCACACUGCCUCGCCCUUCAAGCUGGAUGCCAAGGACGUCCAGACGGAGUUAAUCGCCCCGGCGCUCAAAGGCACCGAGGCAAUGCGGGUCUGGAGUGAGGAGGACUGGAAUGAUGACGAGCCAGAUGGCCCGUACACAGGCUACAGGGUUUCCAAAACCUUGGCUGAAAAGAAGGCAUGGGAGUUGUCCAAAGAGUUGGGCAUCGAGCUGGCGGUCUUGAAUCCUGGCUUCGUGAUCGGGCCUAUGCUCUCAGCACGAAAAGAUGGUGAGUCUGUGCAGUUCAUCCAGAACAUGCUGGACGGCACCAUGAAGGAGAAGGCCAGUGCCAACGGUCGCUCGAAAUCGUCACCGAUGUUCGCGACCUUGCCUUGGCGCAUGCCGGUUCCAAUGAUGUCCAACGCAAGACUUCUAGCGGUUCGAGGGGAGACAAAACAAGCGAAAAGGUGGAACCACGUGGACGUGGUUCCCAAGAGGAAUACAGCGAUCAGUAGCAGGCCAUGCAUUACGCACAAGGCUUUGAAACUGUUGCUCUUCCCAGUAGCUGAGGCCAAGAUGGCAUCUCUACUUGGCGAUCGCUUCAAGGCGUAUCCGCUUCCCACGGAGACCCAGGAAACGGAAACCGAAGUAAAGUUUAACAACAAGCGGACCAAGGAAGUCCUGGGCGUCAACUUGCGUCCGGUUGAGGUCUCCUUGCGAGACAUGGCAGCUACUGCGCUGAGGUUCGUCAAGAAAGCGGCCAAGGGCUUCGGCAAGGAGGGCAGAGGUGGAGACACGAUCACGGAGGCUGUCGUUGGUGACUCGACUGGACUCGUGACGCUCCGGCUAAACAGUGAAGAGAUAAAGGCACUGGGAGCCGUUGGCGAUGUGGUCGAGAUCAGGAAUGCCGCCGUCAAAAUGACGAAGGCAAGGAUGCUGUGUGGAGAGCCCUUGAUGUUUUCCGCGUGUAUGUCCAGUACUUCGGGCACCACGAAGGCUUCACAGGAUGGAGCAAUGCCGGUCAUCGAAGUCAGAGCCGCGCAGGUCACUCAUCCGACAGGUGAUCCAAAGUUUUCCGUCAUGCAGCCUUUCCCAGCGGGGAUUUCCGAGAGGGACGCAGAUCCAUUUCUGAUGUGUGACGAAUUUGGGCCUUCGGUCAGCUCGGGCGUGGAGACGAAUCCUGACAAAUUCCCCGUGGCGUGGCACCCACACAUGGGCAUGGACAUCAUGACCUACAUGCGGGAAGGGUAUGGCAGACAAGCAGACUCUCUCGGAAACCGCGAGACGUUCCAGGGCCCAGGUUUCCAGUGGAUUAGCGUUGGCAGUGGCAUUGAGCACGCCGAGGGUGGAGGCACACCAAAAGGAGAAGUGCAGCAUGGCUUCCAGAUCUGGCUGAACGUGCCAAAGAAGCACAAAGCAGAUGAUCCCGAUUAUGGGACCGUGGACGAGAAGCUGUUGCCAACCUUCGAGCUGGAGGGUGGCGUGGGCCAUGCACGUCUGCUCGCAGGUCCUUACAAUGGCCAGGCAGGUGCUUUCAGAACGAAGCAAAGCGUGCAAAUGAUUGACUUCGAGAUCCUGCCUGGAUCUGCACUUUGCCAUUCAAUCCCGGACGGCAUGAACACAGUUCUGGUAUACUGCUACAAAGGAGAAUGCCGAGUCGGGGCAGAGGGCAAAGCGCUCCCUGCUCAGCAUGUCGCUCGCCUAGAUGCCAAUAGGGCAUCUGACAGGAGCCUGCUGCUGGAAGCAUCAGCGAAGGAUGGUGCAAGCUGCCUGUUGUUUGCCGGCACGCGCAUCAAUGAACCGAUUGCUUGGCACGGGCCUUUCGUGGCAACGGACAAGAAGGAGCUCAUGCUGGCCUUCCGCGCGUAUCAGGUGCGAAGGGACCGUGGAAUGCUCUUGCAAGGACAUCAAUCUGCCAGCCGAUGCAUCGUGUCGCCUAUUCCUGGACACAUGAUGGAAUGGCGAUGCGCACUUGACAACCGUGGCGCGUCGGAUCUGUUGUACAGCCAAGUUACAGCGGCUGGGGUGGGCGGGGUGGCCAGGUGGGGCAAGGUUGCCAAACAUGACGGCGACACCACCGUGACUCCGAACCAGGUCACCCUUGCAAUUUUCGAGGUUGCGAGCAGUAGCAUCAUCAUGAACUCUCAUGAUCUCACCCCUAGUGGGCAGCUCUAUGGCAUCUCUUACCAAUUCGUGGACAGAACGCAGACCUGGAGCCCCUCGCAGGCGGACAUAAGAUCUCGGCGAGCUGUGCUGAUCAGCAUUCGUUGGAUUUGGUUCUUCAACUCGUGGAUCAAGUGCAUGUCGGGCGUGCCCUUGGUGGAAGCUCUGAGCCAGUGGCACUGGAACAACAAUUGCUUCCAUGACCACGUUCUGCAAUUCGCGAAGAACCAUGAAGCGAGUCUGACAUCUGCCGAUACGGAACAUUCUCAUGAAGUGUAUCUCCUCCACAAAGAGUUCAAGCAUCAACUUGAGGGCUUUGUUGCGAGCUUCCUGGACCACUACGGAGCAACAUUGCAAGAUUUGGAGGUUGCACUACAGGAAGCACAGUCUUCUGACGACCUUUACGUCGCCAUGAGCUCCGAAGUCGUCCGAGAAGAGCUGUUUGCCUUGCUGGACUAUGAGUCAUUUCUUGGAACCAUGCUGCGUGCUGUAGCAAUGGAUGCAGGCAUUGAUGCAGGAUCACCAAUGCCAAUGCACGGCCCUUCCGGUCCAUCAACCUCGCUGCAUGAUGGACAGGGCUUGCAUACUGACACAAGCCAGCCACAAGCUCUGGUCACUGGACAAGAUGUCUUCUACCAGGGAUGUAAGGAGCGACGUGGUGACUUCCCUCACUCUCCUGGCAUCGGUUCCGACCUUGCAGGUCGCAUCAGUGUUCUGGUGAGAAGUGGCGGCGACCACAAGGAGCUGGAGAAUGGCCUCUACAUCCCGGGUCCGGCGGAGGACAGCGACGACUCCAGGGAGAGGCUUCCGCCGGCGCGCGCGGAGACGCGAGAUCCGCACCGGCCCACAGUGACGCAGCCCUUCUUCCCUCCGCCCUCGCCGGCGCGGCGGCCGACGUCGGGUAGCGUCAAGGCACAGGCCCCUCCGCCCCGGAUCAUGGACGUGGAGCGGCAGAACUCUUCGGACGAGGAGCUGAACUUCAUCGACGAGGUGACCCCUCCGGCCGCGCGCAAGCUCGACCAGGUGGCAGCAAGGCAGCCGAAGGCUGUUGAACAGCCCUUCGCGGAGCCAAAGAGGCCUUCGCUGCCUAGCUCCGCCAGAGACGUGGCGGCGCAGCCUCAGGAGUCGCAACCUCCCUCCGCGCCGGUGGCCUCCUCCGCUGAGACGCUUGAAAGGCCCCGCGCCUCGGAAACAACGGCGCCGAGCACAUCAGGAGCCACCGCCGCAUCGGUACCGGAGGUGCUGACUCCCAAAGAGCGGCCUCCGAACGUUCAGCCGACACCUGUUGCUGACCCGACGCCUGCCGUUGAGCCGACACCUGUCGUUAAGCCGACACCUGUCGCGGCGCCCACCCCAGUGGAGGCGGCCCCGGCCCGUGUUCCAGCCGAGCCGCCCAAGAAGGAGGCUGAGAUCGUCCGCAUCGACUCAGACGAGGAGGAUGAGGAGGAGUCGUCUGAGGAGUCUGAAACCUCCGGAAGUGAGGAGGAGUCGGAGACCUCCGACGCCAAGCCGACGCACGAGGCGCCAGCGCGUCGCAAGUCCACCUCCUCCGAGGUGCGCGACAUCCUUGGCGGUCUCGUCCCCAGCGAGGAGGACACCAGCGAGGAGGAGGACGUCGCCAAAGCGGCCCCCGCGGCCCCCGUCCGAGGGCGGGCUGAGAGCCUGAUGAGCAAGGAGUAG